Messenger RNA from Argentina anserina (silverweed cinquefoil), 1021 nucleotides. Its product is annotated as ubiquitin-conjugating enzyme E2 28-like. Lineage: Eukaryota; Viridiplantae; Streptophyta; Magnoliopsida; Rosales; Rosaceae. Gene Ontology annotation, biological process: protein polyubiquitination; ubiquitin-dependent protein catabolic process. The transcript has a single exon. The coding region runs from base 547 to 993 and encodes 148 amino acids. The record is from RefSeq and is a predicted model, not a curated record. Gene Ontology annotation, cellular component: nucleus.
AUUUCUUGCUAUAUAGUUCGCAAGAAAUUUAUCAUGUUUUCUGGACAAAUAACUACACCUACUCAACUCACAAGCGAUUCUCAUCCUAAUAUAAUUAGGGAGGUGCCACAAUUCCCUCUCCAAAUGAAAGUUGUGUGCGUGGUGGAGAUGGUGCUUUGAUUAGCAAAGAAAUCACCAAGAAGACGGGGAGACUGUCUCUGUCUCAAGGGAGAGAAUGAUGGUCGAUCAGUACGUGGGCAGUGGCACGUAAGAAGCCCUAACCCUUAAUUAUGAGGCCAUAUUCUUAUCACAAGGGGAGACUCUCCCAUCGAUUGUUGACAAAUUCGCCAUCUCGGUAAUUCUAGAACAUUCUCUGAUAUAAUUUUUUCUUUUUCGAUUCUGAUUGGGAAUUCUAGUAGUUGUAGAUUCACUUGGCUGAACAGAAAACACUUUCCUUGUUGUACAAGGUAUGUAAACCCUAUAAAUACCCGUCUAAUACGAGAGAAAAUUAUAUAGAUCUUGGUUACUGAUCGAGCUGCACACUAAGGCACAAGCUUAUCAUCGAUCAUGGCCUCGAAGCGCAUCCUGAAGGAACUCAAGGAUUUAGAGAGGGAUCCUCCGACUAAUUGCAGCGCCGGUCCGUUGGCGGCAGACAACAUGUUUAAUUGGCAAGCGACGAUUAUAGGACCCGCUGAUAGCCCAUAUGCCAAUGGUGUAUUCCAGGUUACCAUAAACUUCCCUCCUGAUUAUCCUUUCAAACCUCCCAAGGUUGCAUUCAAGACGAAGGUCUUCCACCCCAAUGUCAAUAACAACGGAAGCAUAUGCCUUGAUAUUCUUAAAGAACAAUGGAGUCCAGCCUUAACGGUCUCUAAGGUGUUGCUAUCGAUCUGCUCCUUGUUGACGGAUCCUAAUCCUGAUGACCCCCUCGUGCCGGAUAUCGCCCAUAUGUAUAAAACCGAUCGAGCCAAGUACGAAGCGACUGCCCGUAGCUAUACUCAGAAGUACGCAGUUUAGUUACAUAUUAUAUAUUGGGGGAAUCCGC